Molecule: messenger RNA, 5615 nt
Organism: Macrosteles quadrilineatus (aster leafhopper)
Lineage: Eukaryota; Metazoa; Arthropoda; Insecta; Hemiptera; Cicadellidae
Product: tyrosine-protein phosphatase non-receptor type 23-like
Exons: 20
Coding region: 196-5466 (1756 amino acids)
Biological process (GO): protein transport to vacuole involved in ubiquitin-dependent protein catabolic process via the multivesicular body sorting pathway; endocytic recycling; protein dephosphorylation
Cellular component (GO): endosome
Molecular function (GO): protein tyrosine phosphatase activity; protein binding
Source: RefSeq, a predicted model, not a curated record
ACGGAGUCGGAGAAGGAGAAGAUGUAAUGUCAAGAUUCUAGAAUAGAGGCUUCGUUGAUUCAUUCUACAAUAACAUGUCAUAAAUUUAAACAUUUCAAAUAUGUAUCUAACACAUUAACUUAGAGUUUCUGUGGACAUAAGUUGCUGCAAAAUUGUUCUAAAGGUUAGAUAGAGUUGCCACAGAAAGUCGUGAAGAUGGAGGCAGUACCUAGGCUACCCAUGAUAAGCUUCCUAUUGAAAGUUAGCCCAGAUCGGCAACCUACUGACUUUGGUAAACUUAAACAGUAUAUCCGUGACUUUUAUCAUGAUGACCCUGAGACUUAUUCAGCAGAGUUUCACAAGCUGGAAGCACUCCGAGCCACGGCUAUGCGGCCAGCCAACGACGCCACUGGAUGCGCAGUGCUCAAAAAGUAUUACUGCCAGUUACAUUUCCUCCAAAGCCGAUUUCCUAUGGGCAAGGAUGGAGCUGCAUCCGUAAACUUUACAUGGAGAGACACUUACGCUAGCAUGGUCUGCACCUUGGCUGAUAUCAGGUAUGAGAUGGUCUCCGUGCUAUACAACAUUGGGGCCUUACACUCUCAGCUUGGCGCAACAGACCCCAGAGCCACCAACGAGGGACUCAAACUGGCCUGCACGCACUUCCAGUGCGCCGCUUAUGCCUUCCAGCAUCUGAAGGACACAUAUCCACAGCCCGCGGGGCUGGACCUGGCACCAGACUUGAUGCAGUUCAUGUACCAAAUCUCUCUGGCGCAAGCUCAAGAGUGCAUUCUGGAGAAGAGUAUGACUGAUAAUAGAAAAGCCACCAUUAAUGCCAAAGUAGCUGCACAGAUUGUGGACUACUACAACAUGGCUAUGAAUGCUCUAACUCGUGGAGGGUCAGAUGGUAAUUCCGUCUUGGAGACAGUCGGCAACAGCCAGUUUAAGAGCUGGAAACGAUAUGUUAAGUUCAAGUCUACGUUCUACGGCUGCAUUGCCCUGCUGUACCAGGGACAACAGUCGGAGGAGCAGCAGAAGAUGGGCGAGAGGGUGGCCUACUACCAGGCAGCACUUGAUAAACUGGCAGAGGCCACUAAACUGACCAAGGGGCUGGACCAUCCGGAGGUUAUUGAAGACGCAAUCACUUUCACCAUGGAUGUGGUGGAAGGGAAGCGAAAAGCGGCGAAAAAUGAGAAUGAGUUCAUCUACCAUGAAGAGGUCCCGGAAAAAGACGCACUGCCGGAAAUUAAGAAGGCUUCACUCGUAAAAGGGAUUCCCUUUGAAGUGACGGACCCUGAGAUCUCUGGUCCAGACAUCUUUGGACGACUUGUGCCGAUGAAGGCUCAUGAGGCUUCGUCCCUGUACAGUGAGGAGAAGGCCAAGUUGCUGCGCAGGAUGGGAGCCAUGAUAGAUGAGAAGGACGAGCAACUGGUGGCAUUCACGUCAUCCCUCCAGUUGGAGUGUGUCAAUGCACACCUAGAGUCCAACCGACUACCACAGGACAUAGUAGACCGCUGUGCCGCUCUCAGUGCCAAGCCUGAUGCCAUUCAGAACCUGAUAGAGGCCAUGGACAAGCUGUCGGACAUCUAUCAUGAUGUAGAAGCCAUGCUGAAGGAGAUAAUGGAACUAAUUCAGAACGAAGAGGUGGAAGAGAAGGAGUAUCAGCAGGUGAUGGGUAGCCGGCCUCCGUCUAUAGUGGCUACAGAUCUGACAAGGGAGGCCAAGAAGUACGAGGAGGCUCACAACAAGGCUGCAAUGAGUAACCAGACUCUACACAAGGCUAUGACUCAACAUAUAGCAAACCUGAGACUGCUGGAACUGCCUCUUUCAGAGCUUGCUCAGCAAAUACCAUCCGUCUCAGCACUCAACUUGGGAGAACAGCCUGUGGUGAAGGAGAUGCAGAUGUUGGUAGGAAAGGUGGAGGAGAUGAGGAGACAGAGAGCCAUGUUGUCAUCACAGCUGAGAGAGAGUGUGUGUGCAGACGACAUUACAACACAGCUGGUCACGAGACAACACGACAACCUGGAGGCUAUUUUUCAGGAAGAACUGCAGAAGCAUGUCAAAUAUGUUUCAUUAAUUGAACAGAACCUAACUGCCCAAGAUAACAUCAUAAAAGCUUUAACUGAGACGUAUGCUCAGUACGCUCCCGUGCGCAAAGCCACGAUGGAAGUGAUGAGACAGCGAAACUUGACAUUGUCAGCGCUCAUAUCGUCUUACGAUGCGUACGAAGAUCUCAUAGCAAAGACCAACAAGGGGCAAGAGUUUUACAAGAAACUGGAAACAAACGUAACUAAACUUCACCAAAGGGUAAAGGGAACAUGCAAAGUACAGCAGGAAGAGAGAGACACUAUUCUGGCAAAGAACUGUAAGACACUUCCGUCAAAAGUGAAAUCUUCUGUAGAUGAUGUCCAUCCGUACAUUCCUCCGGGGAAAGGACCCUCUGGUGGGCCAAAAUUAAAGGAUUACCUGGAGAACUAUAAGAGAGACAAGUCGGGUGGAAUCAGUCAAAUUCCUGGAGGCCAAAUGAAUGAACCGUACUACAAUCAGAGUAUACCAGCCAAGCCUACUGGGUACCCUGACAAUGUCACUGCGUAUGACCCAACACCACUCUGGGUACCCAGUGUGAGGCCAGCUCCAGUAGGACAGGAAGGAACCACUCCCAGUACCACUUCACAGGACUUGAAACAAGAACUGAGCAUGAGCUUGUACUCUUCAAAGAGCUUGUACUCUCCACGUAUAAAUACAGAAAUCAUUCAUCCCCCUUAUGAAAACAUGUUUAAGAAAUUAGAAUAUGAUCAUUCAAAAUAUGAUUAUGAUGUCCUUCGUGAAUAUGACAUUUCUGAUGAUGAUCCCUCUACACCCAAUCCUAAACUGCCCAACACUGGCUACCCUGCUCCAGCUCCCUCUUCCAUUGGACAGUCUGUUACAACAUAUCCUGUCACACCGGCCUCACUGGCACAGAACUAUCUAACUUCUUAUGACAUUUAUAAACAGCCUGCUGAAAAUGCCUCUCAAUACAGCCAUUCCACUUGGUAUAGUUUACCAACAAGUACGCCUCAGAGUAAUGUGAAUUCCCAACAAGGAUACACCCCGACCAAUGUCCCGACUACAUUGUCUCAAGAGUAUUCAACUCAAACUUAUCAGCCUAACCAGCCCCAGAAUACAGGUCACGUGCAACAAAUGACCCAGUAUCCCAGUGGAUUUCAAAACUAUCCAACUCAUAACUAUCCUACAGCAACUACUGUCAAUCUUCAGCAUUAUCCGACGACCAUUGCAACCCCGCAAGCUACCAGCUAUCAAGCAGGUUUCAACCAAAGUUCCUUGUACCCUUAUCAAACUCCGUCUACGCAGCCUCAGACGUCUGUUAUGCAAUCUCAGCAGCCGAUUGCUUCAGCAUCACCAGCUUCUGGAGGUUACAAUUUACAAAACAAUCAAGUAGCCAAUCCAUACACUACUCAGAAUUCUGCAGUUGCCCAGGGGACACAAGGGGGACAAGCGAUGUAUACACAAUAUUCAAAUGCUGCUUACCCUGCUGCGUACUCUACUCUGACAAACCAAGGAUCUCACGCAUUGGCACAGUCCAGUGAUCCGAGUAACCAACAGUAUUCACCAUACAUUCCACAGAUGUACUCUGCGUACACCAACGAUAAAGUAUCUCAAGCUAAUACAACACCCUGGGCUAACUCUCAACCUGGUCAAAUCCCCCAGAACUACUACAACCAGUACGCUAACUUCUCCCAGAGCACGGAAGCGAAGUACACUCCUGCUACGGCAGCUUCUUAUUACUCUCGCGCCGGACAAAGCUCGAACUAUCAGACAAGUGCAUCCACACCGCAACAGACUAAUCAGGUUGGCCAACCUACCUACACUCAGGGCAACUACUACUACCAACCUUACGGGUAUCAGUACACAUCAGGAACUUUGCAGAAUUUGACCGUGGAGUCGCCCUCAAGAGUAUACACCCCUAGCCAGACUCAACAAGGACAAAUAACACCUCAAAGUCCAAUGACGUACAUGCAGGCCUCGAGUAACUUGACUCUCACUUCUGUCAACAGCGCCAAGAGCGUUACUGGGGAUAAAGACUCUUCUAACGUAGAUCUGUUGGCUGGUCUUGAUUUUUCUGUCAGUCAAGAUCCUCUUGUGCCUCAACAGCAGAAAGAAGUGUCUGUCAAACCUGUGUCAGUAAACUCCAUUGUGGAAAAGUUUGCUGCUGUCACUUUGACAGAAACAAGUUCUUCAGAGACUACUGUGGAGUCAAAUUCCUCUGUGGAAUCAAAAGCAUCGGUGGAAUCAUCAGAAUCAGUCUACGUAACUGCCCAAUCGAGCUCGGAAGACAAAGUAGGGAAGAAAUUUCAAUUAAAAGAUCCAUUUAACGACACCGAAGCCUUGAACCAGUUUGUCCAGGAAGUAGAGAAGUUUGAAAAAUUUGUUGAGAGUUUAACGGUGAAAACUCUCAAUGGACCUACACCACUGGAUAUCAAAUGGAAGGAACUGCUAGAUUUGAAGGAAAAGGACAGUGACAAUCACAGUAUUUCUGUCGCUCGCUGCUAUCCAGUGAAGAACCGGUUCUCUGAUAUUCUUCCUUAUGAUAACUCCAGAGUAGAACUGCCGUCCACUAAAGAUGAUUACAUAAACGCAUCGUAUGUCAAGGAUGUAACACCCAACUUCCCAGACUUCAUAGUUACACAGAUGCCUCUACAAGCCACUUUUGGGGACUUUUGGACCAUGGUGCUGGAGCAGCAGGUGGAGCUGAUAGUCUGUCUACUGAACGACACAGAGGUAGAGGAGGCUGGGGGCAGAUACUGGCCUACAGAGAAGGGAGUGGAGAUGAUAGUAGGUCGUGUCAAACUGACCCUGCAGACCUGUAACACCUGCAAACAUUGGGUGGAGCGAAUCAUAUACGUCACUGACACGAGACUGGCCAAAGUGGUUGUACACCUACAAUUCACUGAGUGGCCCGGCAGUUCGUUCCCGUCGUCUCCUGGACCAUUCCUGUCUCUGGUGUCUGAGUCCCUCAACAAUGUUGCUCAACAGAGAGGUGGAGGCCCUGCUGUCGUCCACUGUCUCUCAGGUGUGGGCAGGUCAGGUCUGUUUCUGCUCACGGCAGCCUCCAUCUGUCACAUCCUGAACUGUCGUACUCUCCCGGACCUGGUGAUCCUGGCGGCCGUCAUAGCCAGGUGGCGCAAGAACCCUCUCCGGGACAGAGAGCACUUCCGUUUCAGCUACCAGACAUUGCUGUACUAUGCGCAGGACCUACUCAUGAAACGUGGCAUUUUAGCGAGCAGAUCAAGUUUUGAGGAGAAGCGGACCAAAUCUCACACUCGGCACCCUUCAGAGGACUUCUUGCUGGGUCCUCCCAAGGAUGUCAUGCCUCAGGAGAGUCCUGAGAAAAAACAGUCAGAAGGUAUUUCCUCAGAAGCAGCUGCCUCCAACUCUUCAGAUCCUCUCAGUCAACUUGACCCCCUUUGGUCUCUCAAGAGACCCAAGUAGUUAUAUUCCUACAACAGUGAUUUUAUAUUGUUUAUUAAAUAUUUCUAUGACUAUCGAUUGCUUAUUUGUGAGUUAUAAGUAUUGUUAAAAAGUAUCUUUUAGUUUUAUUAACUUAUUCAUAUUUACAGUUUAAUAAAGUUUAAUCUUAA